AUGCGGGAGGCGCUAGGGUUGGUGCCCAAGCCGCCCAAAGUGCGCUCCGACGUCUCCGACCACUCGUCCGUCUCCGACCCGGGCAUCGAGACCGCCUUCGAGGAGCCUGCCGGCACCGACAGCGAUUUCCGUGACGACGUAGGUGAGCGACACUACCGCUACAUGUGUCAGCAACUGGAUGUCAUCCCUUCGAAGAUGUUCAUCCGCCAGCUGCAAACCGACACCGCCAGCUUCCGUGUAAUGUUCACUCCGCCCUCCCGUGGCAACUGUUACUACGGUCUGGAUCCGAGAGCAAUUCGUCCCAUUACGGAGUGUCUGGAACAAAAUAAAUUCGUCAAAUAUCUCGACCUUGAAGACAACUGGUUGGUCUAUGACUCAGCCUGCCAUCUUGUGACUCUCUUCCGAAUAAAUGACACCAUAGAAGGCCUGAAUUUGACCGGAUGCAGGCUGGGGCCGCAGAGCGCGUGGAAGCUGAGCGAACUGCUGCUGGCGACGAGUCGCCUGCGCGAGCUGCUCCUGAGCAACAACGCUCUGGGCGACGCGGGCGUCGUGGCGCUGGCCGAAGGCAUCUGCGAUAACUCGUCCGUGCACACGCUCGACCUGAGCCGCAACCACCUGGGCCGCGGGGCCGCCGCGACGCUGGGCGCCGUCCUGCAAGAGAACUGGGCGCUGAAGACGCUCGACCUCUCCUGGAACUCUCUCUUCGACGUGCAAGGCUUCCAGAAGCUCGUAGACGGUCUCAUACAAAACCAGGGCAUAGAGACACUAAAUCUGACUGGCAACGCUCUGGGUAUUGAUGUCUUGGAAAUCCUUAUGGACCUGUUAACCCAGAGCACUACUCUGAAAACCCUGGAUUUAAGUUUUAAUCGGCUAGAUGAUGAAUGUAUGUUAGAGCUAAGGCAACCCAUUGCACAAAAUGAAUACUUGCGUGUUCUGAAACUGGGCAACAACCCCAUAUCAUACUCCGAAGCUGGAGCCCUUCUCACCGCUAUUCAGAAGUCUCCUAGCAACGUUUUGGAACUCUUGGAUAUGGAAGGAAUAUGGGUGAAUAAGAAGUUUAAAGUGCGAGGCAAAGAUCCAGGAUGUGCGGCCUUUCUCGAGCGUGAUAGCGGGCGUGGUGUCCAACUACGAGAUCCAGGAGCCCGACCGCAUCCUGCUGCUGAUGAAGCGCGCCUACUUCGAAGGCAUGAGCCCCAAGAAGAAGAAGCAGAAGCGCGACUUCGGAAUCCGGUUCCAUUGGCCACUUUCAUCGAGCUAAUCCAAGCAGAGAACCUGAAAAUGACAGAAACCCUGUGCACAGCCCUUGGCCGUAAAUUUUUCGACAAGAAGCGGCAAGUGGACCUUGGUAAAAUGACGAAGGCGUACAUGGAGUACUUCCCGGAUACCAAGCUGCCUCCGCCCCCGGAGCCGAAGGUGAAGGGCAAGAAGGGCAAAAAGGACAAACAAUCCGGGCCUGUGAUGCUUCUCGGCUUCCUCUUCUUCGGACUUCUCAUGAAGAUCCCAUGGACAAGAGGGAGACGUACACGGCAGUUUUCAAACUUUUGAGAAAAGAGAGAAGAUCCAAUGAAAUGACAAUGUACCAAGUUUAUUUUUUUGAGGGAUUACUUUUAAGAUUUAGUACUUAUACAAUUUAAUUUAUAUACGAUGUAUUAUUUCUUUAAUAAAAUAUUUACUUUAA
This is a messenger RNA of Gryllus bimaculatus (two-spotted cricket), 1678 nucleotides long. The record is from the annotation of a GenBank genome assembly. NCBI's taxonomy places the organism in Eukaryota, Metazoa, Arthropoda, Insecta, Orthoptera, Gryllidae.